AAAAAAAUAUAAAAUAUAAAAAUAUAAUAUAUAGAUAUUAGAAAGAACAAACUUUCCGUUUUCACUCAUUCGUUUCUCCUCCAUCAUUCUUCCACUUAAAUGGCACUGGGCACUUUGAACAUGGAGCACCUGUCCUCCGACCAGGGCUGUGAGCUGUAAAUUCGAUACAGAGAAGAUCUGUGACUGGCUGGGAAAUGGCAGAUAUUCUGGAGCUGCGCACGGAUGGAAACUCACUCCUGAAGGCGGUGUGGCUCAGACGCCUGAGACUCACCAGGCUUUUAGUGGAAGGAGGUGCGUAUAUCAAUGAGAGCAAUGAACGAGGGGAGACACCGCUCAUGGUGGCCUGCAUGUCGACACACACUGACCAGCAGAGUGUAGGCAAGUCAAAGCUCGUCAAAUACCUGCUGGAUAACCAGGCAGACCCUAACAUACAGGACAAAGCAGGCAGGACGGCUCUGAUGCAUGCCUGCAUCCAUAGGGCUGGGCAUGAAGUGGUGGAUCAACUGCUGAGCAACGGUGCUGAUCCAAGUCUGGAGGACAGGAGCGGGGCUUCGGCUCUGGUCUACGCCAUCAAUGCGGAUGAUAAGGAAACUCUAAAAUUACUCUUGGAUGCAUGUAAAGCUAAAGGAAAGGAGGUAAUCAUAAUCACCACGGACAAGUCACCAUCUGGCAUGAAAACUACCAAACAGUAUCUCAAUGUCCCUCCAUCCCCAGAGCUGGUAGAGAGGUCUUCUCCAGAAUAUUGUGCCUCUCCUUCUGAUAUUGAUGUCAUUGCAUCUUCUACAUCCGAGCAUGAGCAACAGAACACAGUCUUCAGUUUCCAGACGAAGCUAAAAACCUCCAGCGCAGCCGCAAAGCUCACAAACGGACCGUCGUCUCCAACGCGCCGACCGACAAACCCCAAGCGUGCACGUUUGCCUCAGCUGAAGCGGCUGCAAUCGGAGCCCUGGGGGUUGAUUGCACCCUCGGUCCUGGCCGCAGCCGCCGCCCACGAGGAGAGUAAAAAAGCCAGCUCUGAUGAGGAAGUUGUUGCAGGGGUGAACGGGCUCUGUCUGAGUAAAAGGUCACCGUUGUCCCGACAGAACAGUGUGGAUGGAAAGGACAGCUUAUUCCCGUUGGUGGGUGAACAGCCCUGCAAAAUGACAACUUCACUCUCAGUUCCUCCAACAUCCAAACAGUCGUAUGAACGAUCUCUCGGCCAGCAUCAGCCGCUGGCCCGGCGCAGCACCGUGCCCAUGGAGCAGGAGAGCAGCAGCAGCUGCAGUAGUGGACUAGUCAGUCUGAGAGACACCGUGCACAGGAGACGUCUGGGAAACGACCACUAUGACUCAGACUCACAGCUCUAUUCAGACUCGGCCAUGUUGGACUCUCCUAAAGUCCCCGUGGAGCGAAGGAAACUAAACACCUCUCCACUUGCGAUGCUUACCAGUUCCAGAGAGUCUCUAGACAGCAAUGCCAACACACCCUCUCCCAACACGGCACGCAGGCGUCCACAUGGCCUCCUGGAGAGGAGGGGCUCGGGCACACUGCUGCUGGACUACAUCUCCCACACUAGGCCCGGCCACCUGCCGCCUCUCAACAUCAACCCAAACCCUCCCAUUCCUGACAUCGGGGCCAGUAACAAGCCCUCCUCACCUUUGGCCACAGGUAUUAGAUCCAUAGCUCCGGUAGCACCAAACACACCAAAGAGAGCAGGCUUUAAGUCAAAGAAGAAACUAGUGAGAAGGCACUCUAUGCAAGUGGAGCAGAUGAAACAGCUCUCAGAUUUUGAGGAGCUUGCUCAUUAAUUACUGAUGAAGUUGAAAUGUAAACAGCAGUUUAUCCAUAGGUUCAAUUGUGUAGACCACAACCAUCUAUACAUAUAAAUAUAAAUAUAUAUAUAAACUGAGCAAUAUAGAUAGAUUUCUUCCCUGUAUUAUCAACCUUGAGUUAAUAU
Molecule: messenger RNA, 1936 nt
Organism: Cololabis saira (Pacific saury)
Lineage: Eukaryota; Metazoa; Chordata; Actinopteri; Beloniformes; Belonidae
Gene: ankrd34c
Product: ankyrin repeat domain 34C
Exons: 2
Coding region: 195-1787 (530 amino acids)
Molecular function (GO): protein binding
Source: RefSeq, a predicted model, not a curated record